AUGCUGCCCCGGAUUGUCUCUUCCCUGCUCCUCUUGGCCAGCGGCUGCAGCGCUACGGCGUCCUCCUACAAGGCCAGCUGCAAGUGCUUCCCCGGAGACUCGUGCUGGCCGUCUCAGAGGGAAUGGGCCCGCCUCAACAGCACUGUUGGAGGGCGGCUCAUUGCAACGGUUCCACUGGGAACUCCUUGCCACGACCCGCGCUACAACGCUGAAGAGUGUGCACACCUGCAGGAUGAAUGGCUCUAUUCGUCGAUCCAUAUCGAGUCUUCAUCCUCGGUGAUGGCUCCCAUCUUUGCCAAUCAGAGCUGUGAUCCAUUCCAGCCUAGAUCUAGGCCUUGUACCUUGGGCAACUAUGUCAGAUAUGCAGUCGACGCCAGAUCUCCCAAGGAUGUCGCUGCAGCUUUGAAGUUUGCGCAGGAUAAGAAUGUGCGCUUUGUGAUUCGAAACACUGGCCACGACUAUCUCGGCCGUUCCACAGGUGCUGGAGCCCUCGCUGUCUGGACCCAUAACCUCAAGGGCACCAAGGUCUUGAACUGGAAGGACAAGCAUUACACCGGCAAGGCCCUCAAGGUUGGGGCUGGUAUUCAGGGUCACGAGGCACUUGCUGCCGCCAAUGCUGCCGGCUUGGUCGUUGUCACUGGAGAGUGCCCUUCUGUUGGACUCGCCGGAGGCUAUGUUCAAGGAGGCGGCCAUUCGGCAUUAAGCACCAUUUUUGGUCUUGCAGCUGACAAUACCCUCGAGUUCGAAGUUGUGACUGCUCAGGGUAAGCUGAUCAAGGCUUCCAGAAAGGAGAACAGCGACUUGUACUGGGCUUUGAGUGGCGGCGGUGGAGGCAACUAUGGCGUUGUCGUGUCCCUGACUGUUCAAGCUCACCCCGAGGCCAAGGUCAGUGGCGCCAAGUUCCUCGUCACUCCUCCCAAGGACAAGCCGGAUCAGAUCUACGACAUCAUUGACGCUUUCCAUGCUGCUCUGCCUGAUAUCGUCGACUCUGGUGUCAUGAUCAUCUACUUCUUCUCUGACUCUUUCCUGCAGGUGCCAGCCAUGACCGCCUACAAGAAGUCGGAGGCUGAGGCCAGGAGGAUUCUCAAGCCGCUCGCCAAGUCUUUGGCUGCCCUGGGCGUUACGUUUGAGCCCACUUUUACGGAGUUCUCCAGCUACUAUGAGCAUUACGACCACUACUGGGGUCCCCUCCCUGCUGGCAACAUUCAAGUCGGCACACAGCUGUUUGGUGGACGUCUGUUGCCCCGUUCCAAACUCCCUGACUUCUCUCCUACUGCACGUCAGCUUGCUGAGAUGGGCGUCAUCUUCAUCGGAGUCGGACUCAACGUCUCCAAGUUUGGAGGCAAGAACGUCAACGCAGUGCUGCCCCAGUGGCGAGACUCUAUUGUUCAGGUCUCUCUCACUCUCCCCUGGGACUUCAACGCUCCUUGGGAGGACAUGCUUGAGACGCAGCAUAAGAUCACUUAUGAGGUCCAGCCUGUGAUCGAGGCUGCUACACCGGGGGCGGGAGCGUAUAUGAACGAAGCCGAUUUCCAGCAGCAGAAUUGGCAGGAAACCUUCUUCGGUGCUAACUACAACAAGCUGCUGAAGAUCAAGAACAAGUACGACCCUAAGGGUCUGCUGUAUGCCACAGCUGCCGUUGGCAGUGAGGCGUGGGAGGUCGCUGACAACGGCCGGAUGUGUAAGGCGAGACGGUGA
Fusarium falciforme is the source of this 1698-nucleotide messenger RNA. RefSeq names its product FAD-binding PCMH-type domain-containing protein. NCBI's taxonomy places the organism in Eukaryota, Fungi, Ascomycota, Sordariomycetes, Hypocreales, Nectriaceae. Bases 1 to 1698 code for a protein of 565 amino acids. Gene Ontology annotation, molecular function: FAD binding; oxidoreductase activity. The transcript has 2 exons. The record is from RefSeq and is a predicted model, not a curated record.